GGCAGCUGCAGGGACCUCUCCAAGUUUGUCGGGACCUUCUUCGGAGGAGGCAGUGGCGCCGGCAGCCAGGGAGGCCGGGACUGCGUUCAGGCCGGGGGCGGGGGCUGAGGCUGGGCCCGGGGCUGCGGGGCCCGAGCCUCUGCUCUCCAGCUCUCUCAGCAGCCUCUGCCCCCAGGGCGCCCGAGGCCCCCCUCCGCGCCGCUCGCGGUGCCGUGCGCUCGCAGAGCCCUCCGCUUCCGUGCCGAUGUACUGGAAGCAUGAGAGCGCCGCCCCGGCACUGCCCGAGGGCUGCCGCUUGCCGGCGGAGGGCGGCCCCGCCACUGACCAGGCGCGGGGAGGCGCUGGGUUCUGACAGCUCCGAGCCAGUUCAUCAGCCGCCGUCGCCUGCAUUCCCUCCCCCUCCCCCAGGUGAUGGCCCAGCCAGGGUCCGGCUGCAAAGCGACCACCCGCUGUCUUGAAGGGACCGCGCCGCCUGCCAUGGCUCAGUCAGACACCGAGGCCCUGGCAGGCGCUCUCGACAAGGACGAAGGUCGAGCCUCCCCAUGUACGCCCAGCACACCGUCUGUCUGCUCGCCACCUUCUGCCGCCUCUUCCGUACCGUCUGCCGGCAAGAAUAUCUGCUCCAGUUGCGGUCUCGAGAUUCUGGACCGGUAUCUGCUCAAGGUCAACAACCUCAUCUGGCACGUGCGGUGCCUCGAGUGCUCCGUGUGUCGCACAUCGCUGAGGCAGCAGAAUAGCUGCUACAUCAAGAACAAGGAAAUCUACUGCAAGAUGGACUACUUCAGCCGAUUUGGAACCAAGUGCGCCCGAUGCGGCAGACAAAUCUAUGCCAGUGACUGGGUGCGGCGGGCGCGCGGCAACGCCUACCACCUGGCCUGCUUCGCCUGCUUCUCCUGCAAGCGCCAGCUGUCCACCGGGGAGGAAUUCGGCCUGGUUGAGGAGAAGGUGCUUUGCCGCAUCCAUUACGACACCAUGAUCGAGAACCUCAAGAGGGCCGCGGAGAAUGGGAACGGUCUCACGUUGGAGGGGGCAGUGCCCUCGGAACAGGACAGUCAGCCCAAGCCGGCCAAGCGCGCGCGGACGUCUUUCACCGCAGAGCAAUUGCAGGUCAUGCAGGCUCAGUUCGCGCAGGACAACAACCCCGACGCGCAGACGCUGCAGAAGCUGGCGGACAUGACGGGCCUCAGCCGCAGGGUCAUCCAGGUCAGGUACAGUGCGGGCAGGUGCACUGCCGACUGCCUUACACCGCGCCCCCUGUCCACCUCAAAGCCGAUAUGGAUGGGCCGCUCUCCAACCGGGGUGAGAAGGUCAUCCUUUUUCAGUAUUAACUCUACCGGCACUUGCGCAUCUGUCCAUGGGCACCGCACAGCUGCCCCUCAGCCGCUGAGAUCAGCAUCCAGCUGUGGCCAGGGAUCCACCUCUGCAUACACUCUCACCCACUGCCAUCCUGCCCUCUGCCAGUGGUCACCCCAGCCCAGGCCCGGUCUUUCCCUCCCCUGCCAAGAACCAGAACCCACCAGGAGCAGCAGAGACCUCUUUGAGAAGGCAGGUUCCCAGAAAUGUGGCAUCAGCCUGAAAACAAGCAGCCUGCCCUUCCUCAUCAAACAGGAAUCAUCGCUAACGUCAGCUGAUCACAGCAGCAAUGGCAAACUGAGUCGCGAGUCACCAACAGUCUCCUACUUCACAGGUUUUCUUCCCCCCACAUUGGCCUUUAUUUACUACUUUCUUAGAACCAUCUCUAAAUUCUGAAUAGCCAGCAACC
Alexandromys fortis (reed vole) is the source of this 1762-nucleotide messenger RNA. RefSeq names its product LIM homeobox 6 (gene Lhx6). The record is from RefSeq and is a predicted model, not a curated record. Gene Ontology annotation, cellular component: nucleus. NCBI's taxonomy places the organism in Eukaryota, Metazoa, Chordata, Mammalia, Rodentia, Cricetidae. The coding region runs from base 412 to 1749 and encodes 445 amino acids. The transcript has 9 exons. Gene Ontology annotation, biological process: regulation of transcription by RNA polymerase II; forebrain neuron development; neuron differentiation. Gene Ontology annotation, molecular function: DNA-binding transcription factor activity, RNA polymerase II-specific; RNA polymerase II transcription regulatory region sequence-specific DNA binding.